This is a messenger RNA of Myotis daubentonii (Daubenton's bat), 1429 nucleotides long. It is a transcript of the gene DBNDD1, whose product is annotated as dysbindin domain containing 1. NCBI's taxonomy places the organism in Eukaryota, Metazoa, Chordata, Mammalia, Chiroptera, Vespertilionidae. Gene Ontology annotation, biological process: negative regulation of protein kinase activity. The record is from RefSeq and is a predicted model, not a curated record. Gene Ontology annotation, cellular component: cytoplasm.
AGGAUGGGGUGGCAGGGGCCCCGGAGCAGCUGCGUGCCCCGCCCCGCGGGCUCCUCCCCGCCGCAGCGGCCCCCCGGCUGCUGCCCGAUGCGCUGCGCCGGGAGCCGGGAGCCGGGAGCCGGGCCGAGUCGCCGCCGCCGCUGCAGGGCCGCCUGGUCCGUGAGGCCGCGGCUGCAUGGAGCCUCUGGAGGGCGCCCGCCCGGGAGAAAUAGUUAAGGAGAUUGAGGUGCCUCUGGCUGCCCUGGAUGCCCCGGCCCUUGGGACAGGGGACAGCGGCCACUUGCCUGUGGCCGAGCAGGAGGAGGUGGGAGUCCCAAUACCAGCACCAGGGCUCCUGCAGGUCACAGAACGGAGGCAGCCACUCAGCAGUGUGUCCUCCCUCGAGGUGCACUUUGACCUCCUGGACCUCACCGAGCUGACCGACAUGUCCGACCAGGAACUGGCCGAGGUCUUUGCUGACUCCGAUGAUGAGAACCUGACGGGUGAAUCACCAGCAGGCCUGCACCCACUGCCCCGGACCGGCUGUCUGCGGUCCCCAUCCUGGACUCGGGCCAGGGCAGAGCAGAACCGUGAGAAGCAGCACCUCGGCGACCCUGAGCGGCAGCCAGCGAUUGUGGACACGUUUCUCACUGUGGAGAGGCCCAAGGAGAACUAGGCCAGGCAGCCCCGGGACCCAGGCGGAGGAAAUGUGAUGUUGCGGCUCCGUGGACGCUCUGCCCACCCCACAUGGCUCCAGGUCAGGGUCUCAAGGCACCCAGCACAAGCACAGCCCAGUGGCCUGAUGUCCAAUUCCUUCCUGGUCCCUGGAUCAGGGCUGACAAUGCCCGGGGAUGAGACAGGAGUGGACUGGGCCUUCUGGAACCUUCUGUCCACAGGACUGGUGCUCUCAUCUGUCACAAGGUUCCCGAGUGGAUGCUGGGUGACGGGGGGAUCUGAGCAGAUGACUGCCGCUCUGCAAAGCCCCUGGGGUCUAGCCAAAUACGUGGGUGGAAGAGUCAAUCCUGAACAUUUCCACCUUUAUUUCAAUCCUGUCCCCUUCCAGCCACCCAGGGAGCAAUGCCAGCAAUGGGGUUCCUCCCAGGCCCUAAGACCCUGCUCGUCCUGGUCCCUGCAAGACAGCGGGCCCACCCUCCUUAGCUCAGCACACCAAAUACGGCACGAUGCCUCAGACUGCUUGGGGGUGGGCCACCUUCUUCCAGUCCCUUGCCCAUGCGGCCCCAUACCCUAUCGAUGCACAUCCUGGCCCAAGGGGUUGGAGGUGUGGGAGAACGUGGGCACAGCCCCUGGCCCCCAAAUCAGGUCACCAGGCUCAGCUGCUCCCAACACUGCUUUUUAUGUGCUAAAGGACAGGACAGGCUUCUGGUCUGAUUGCAAGUCCAAGAUUGGUUUUAAAAUAAAUGUGUGAGCUUGCUUUUUGUUCCCACGGAAA